Molecule: messenger RNA, 978 nt
Organism: Trametes versicolor FP-101664 SS1
Lineage: Eukaryota; Fungi; Basidiomycota; Agaricomycetes; Polyporales; Polyporaceae
Product: carboxyphosphonoenolpyruvate mutase
Exons: 5
Coding region: 1-978 (325 amino acids)
Molecular function (GO): catalytic activity
Source: RefSeq, a predicted model, not a curated record
AUGACUACUCCCGUUUCGUACAAGACCAACCAGCCCAAGAAGCUGCGGCAGCUCAUGAAAGAGAAGGACUGCGUGAUCUGCCCCGGGGUGUUCGACGGCAUCUCCGCACACAUCGCGAACGCCGCCGGCUUCGACGCGCUCUACCUCGCGGGCAGCGGCGCCUCGGGCUCCGUGCUCGGCGAGCCGGACCUCUCCGUGAUCACGUCCGUCGAGCUCGCGGACACCGCGCGCAUGAUCGUGAACGUGUGCGGCGCGCCCGUCGUCGCGGACGCGGACACGGGCUUCGGCGGCCCGCUGAACGUCGCGCGCACGGUCGCGCUGUACGAGGCCGCCGGCGUCGCGGGCUGCCAUAUCGAGGACCAGACGUUCCCGAAGCGGUGUGGGCAGCUCGCGGGGAAGGAUGUGGUGGAUCUGGAGACGUAUGUGGAGCGCAUCGUGGCAGCGGUGACGGCGAGGCAGAACCCGGACUUUGUGAUUAUUGCGCGUACGGAUGCGAGGAACGCGUCGACGUUUGGGGGUGAGAAGGCGGGUGAGGAGGCGUUUGAGGAGGGCGUGAAGAGGCUGAAAGCCGCGCUCGAUGCUGGUGCAGAUGUCGCCUUCAUGGAGAGUCCGCGCACCAAGGACGAGGCUGCACGGCUCGUCAAGGCGCUCGCGCCUCACCCGUGCAUGAUCAACGUGCUCCCGAAUGGGCUCACAGGCAACUACACCGUCGACGAUUGCAAACGCCUUGGCUUCAAGCUCGCGAUCUACCCGUGCACUGGCUUUAUUCCCGCUGCGAUCGCGAUGGAGAAGUCGUACGCUGCGCUGCGGGACCAAGGCACCGACCUCGACCACUGUGGGGAUUGGCAGAUCAAGGACUUCUUCGAGAGGGUCGGCCUGAAAGCCUCGUGGAACUUCGAUCGCGACGUUGCCGAGAAGACGAAGUCCGAUAUCAACCCGAAGAGAUACGAGGACAUGCAGGGGCACGAUCUCGUUUGA